AUGCCCGACGCAGAGGCAUGGGGAGUAGCCAGAACCCUUGCCGUGGUUAAAAAUGGGCGUGUUCGCGUCUGCAACCUCCACCCUUACCCAGUUUCGAUAGGGCGCUAUCAAAACCUGGGCAGGUUAUACCAGGUGGAGGAGGCUGACGUCCAGGGAGCCCGUGACCUGAGCCUGACCAUGGGUCCAGAUGGUGUUGUGGAAGUUGGCAUGGUGGACACCCGGAGCCCAGAGAGAAACCCAAAACGAGGAGAUGAGGAGGAUUUCGGGAGGACUCACCUGGUCCAACAUCGCAUCCAUACUGGAGAAAGCCGCAGAACAUAA
Knipowitschia caucasica is the source of this 321-nucleotide messenger RNA. NCBI's taxonomy places the organism in Eukaryota, Metazoa, Chordata, Actinopteri, Gobiiformes, Gobiidae. The record is from the annotation of a GenBank genome assembly.